AUGAAACUUGCCAUUAACUUGUAUAUAUAUCCGGACACAAAACAUUUGAGCAAACCACAAAGUUUACCAAAUAUACCUUGCGAUAAUGGGAAUCCUAAGAGGUCUUCAACAUCUGGAGGUGUUCCAAAAGGUUAUUGUGCAGUAUACGUAGGAGAGAGUCAAAAGAAGAGAUUUGUUGUGCCAGUAUCAUACUUGAAUCAACCAUCAUUUCAAGACUUGUUAGCUCAACCUGAAGAAGAGUUUGGCUUUGAUCAUCCAAUGGGUGGUCUUACAAUACGUUGCAAAGAGGAUGUGCUCGUUGAUCUCACUUCUCGCUUGAGGAGAUUAUAAGUAGGACGAUGGCGCAAAUUCUUCUGCCCGUGAAGUUUUGUAAAGCAAUAGGAUUAGAAAUGAGAAAGAUAUACAGAUAGUAGACAUCGAGAAAACAGUUCCUUGUUUUUUCCUUAACCAUUUCGUAUAGUAGUAGUAAACAAGGAUAAUGUUCUUGUAAAGUUGAGUUAAAUUGACCAACCUCCUGUAAAGUGGAUAUAGCCAAGUUUUAUUUAAGCAAAAUUUGCUCAAACCUUUUGUUCA
Capsicum annuum is the source of this 573-nucleotide messenger RNA. Its product is annotated as auxin-responsive protein SAUR21-like. The coding region runs from base 1 to 330 and encodes 109 amino acids. Gene Ontology annotation, biological process: response to auxin. The record is from RefSeq and is a predicted model, not a curated record. Lineage: Eukaryota; Viridiplantae; Streptophyta; Magnoliopsida; Solanales; Solanaceae. The transcript is spliced from 2 exons.